Molecule: messenger RNA, 1209 nt
Organism: Selaginella moellendorffii
Lineage: Eukaryota; Viridiplantae; Streptophyta; Lycopodiopsida; Selaginellales; Selaginellaceae
Product: ribokinase
Exons: 5
Coding region: 161-1114 (317 amino acids)
Molecular function (GO): kinase activity
Source: RefSeq, a predicted model, not a curated record
ACAGAUAUCCGCGGGAAUAUCCCCGUUACGGUCGAGGGUACGUGUUUGCACUGAGUGCUAGCAAUAUUGUUGGAGAAGAGACCCCUUUCGAGUUAAGAAUGAGGAGCGAGCGUUUGUAGAGUGUAGAGAGAGCUCUCCCUAGGUCAAGCAAGCAGCGAUCAUGUCCGUGACCAAGAGCCACAAGCUGGUGCUGGUGCUGGGCUCCGUCUACGCCAACGUGGUGGUGCAACUGGAGCGACUGCCUCUAGCUGGCGAGACGCUGGCCGCCAGGAGCAGCAGUUGCAGCGCCGGCGGGAGGGGAGUGAACCAGGCGGCGUGCGCCGCGCGCCUCUCCUGCCCGACCAACUUGAUCGCCCAGGUCGGGAACGAUGGACAUGCCGCAUUGGUGCGCGAGGCGCUGGCGAGCGCGGGAGUGCGGGUGGACCACCUGAGCACGGUGAGCGUUGCGACGGGGCAGGCGGUGGUGAUGAUGCAGGGCGUUGGCAAGACGGUCAUCGUGGUGGAGGGAGCCAACGUGUCGUGGCCCCGUCUCGACGACGGAUACGGGCGCCUCCAGCCGGCGGCGCAGCAAAACAUCCGCGCCGCGGCGGUGCUGCUGCUCCAGCGAGAGAUUCCCGACGCCGUCAACAUCGAGGCCGCAAAGAUUGCAAAGACUGCCGGCGUUCCAGUGGUGCUGAGCACCGGCGGGAGCGAAUCGCUGCUCCCCGCGGAGCUGCUCGAGUGUGUCACUGUGCUGAGCACGAGCGACGAGGAGCUGGCUCGGGCCGUGGGCUUGAAGGGCGACACCGAAGACGACGCCGUGGCUGCGGCCAGGAGAUGCAUUGCCGACAUGGGCGUGAAGCAAGUGCUGCUCCAGCUGCGGAGCCAAGGACUGCUCCUGCUGGUGACGCAAGACGAAGAAACGGCUGUCGUUUCGGCUCCAACGUCGUCACUUGGCGAUGACAUCGCCACCGCAGCCUACGCGGUUGCGGCCUUCAUCGAUGCCCAGCCACAUCCCUCCGCCCUCAAGUUCGCAGCCUGCGCGGCGCUCCUGUGCAACCGGCCUGGCGGGAUCGCAGCAUUGCCGGACAGGAAGGCCGUGCUAGAUCACCUUGUCCACCACUCGGAGGAGUGAGCUCCGAGAACUUGGGGAUUGCGACGACGAAUCGAGCAAAAUAGAUGUUUGUGUCCUUGUAGUGUACAUAUGCAAACGCGGAAAUCGUUUUUGGA